AUGGUUCAGCUUUUGAAAACAACCGCAAGCAUCCUUCUUGGGAUUGCUGUCCUAUCCCGGGCUCAUCCAGGCCACGACGUUAAAGUCGAAGCUGCUGAGAGAGCAGCCGCCCUGAAGGGAAAACGCGGUCUUUCUGGGUGUACUGAUAACCUCAAGGCCCGUGGCUUUGAGGCUAGAAAUAUUGCCCGUCGUGAGCUUGCUGUUAGCAAGCUCCGACACAAGCUCGCUGCCAAAAGACAAGUACAGCUGGACACUCGUGACCUCAGCUCGUUGAAUACCAGCCACUUUUCUUCCUUGGACGUUGAUUUUGAUACCGACCCAGAAGUGAUCUUUACUUCCAAUGCAACCUGCAUUCUAGGACCGGAUGUGACCCAGGGCCCAUACUAUAUCACCGGAGAAUACAUCCGCGAAAAUGUCAUCGAAGACCAGGCAGGUGUACCUUUGUACCUCGAUAUCCAAAUUGUCGACUCAAGCACAUGCGAACCGGUACCUCAGUCAUACAUUGACAUCUGGCACUGUAACUCAACUGGCGUGUACUCUGGUGUUGUUGCCAAUGGAAAUGGAAACUCCGCGGAUGCUACAAACAUCAACAAUACCUUCCUCCGUGGUAUCCAACAGAGUGACGACGACGGAGUUGUCAAAUUUGAAACCCUUUUCCCAGGUCAUUAUACCGGUCGUGCAACUCAUAUCCAUGUCCUUAGCCACACUGUGAACGAGACCGAACGUCUCAGCAAUGAUACCAUCUCGGGUCUCUAUACUGCACAAGCCUCACAUGUCGGACAGAUCUUCUUCGACCAGUCCCUCAUUUCGGAAGUGGAGAACCAGUCACCGUAUAACGAAAACACGCAAACUCUGACAGAGAAUGCCGAUGACAGUAUUCUACUACAAGAAGCUGAUGAUAUUGAUCCCUUCGUUCAAUACGUUUAUGUGAACGGUGCAGAUGUGACUGAUGGCAUUUUUGCCUGGAUUUCCCUUGCUAUCGACUCUUCGGAAGACUCUUCCGUUACACCGGCUGGGUAUUUGACUUCCUCGGGAGGUGUUGCUAACCCCAACAGUGGUGCUGGAGGACCUGGAGGCCCGCAAUAA
Molecule: messenger RNA, 1086 nt
Organism: Talaromyces amestolkiae
Lineage: Eukaryota; Fungi; Ascomycota; Eurotiomycetes; Eurotiales; Trichocomaceae
Exons: 5
Coding region: 1-1086 (361 amino acids)
Molecular function (GO): oxidoreductase activity, acting on single donors with incorporation of molecular oxygen, incorporation of two atoms of oxygen; ferric iron binding
Source: RefSeq, a predicted model, not a curated record